UUCCAUUGGUUUACAUUUCGGGCCAGCGAGUUGGGCUGCUUGGAUAUUAUAUUUACUAUCAGCAUACAAUGAAACCUUUCGUUAAAACAUCGAGACUAACAUUUACAAAAUAAAUUGUGCUACGCCAAGUGCAGCUCGAGUAUCAGAAAUCAGUGGAAAUUAUAAAAGAAACUACGCAGUUUCUGUGCUGUUACCAAAAAAUCAAUAAGCGUGUAAAAUUUGUAAACACGCCAAGCCCCCGUAACGCGCAGCUCCAGUCGAGCCCCCCGCCCACUCACACACACACACACAAACACACAAACACACAAACAGAGAGUCAGUGAGCUGUGUCCGGGCAAUUAGCCAAGAGGCUAAUCACAAGUCAGCUGCAAAAUGUUGUUUAAGCUGUUGCCGCUCCAGCUGCUCCAUCUGCUCCAGCUGCCGCUGCUCCUCAUGGCAGCUGCCGGGCAGCCGGAGUACGCGGCCAGCGCCACGCAUCGGCUGGCCAAGCGCAUGGAUCUGGAAGUUUGCAUAGGCCACUUCGAUGUGCACAAGAACACAAUCAUCCGCACGGGCGAGUCCCAGGCGAUUGGCGGCAAGUAUCUGCAGGGCCUGGAGCUGGACACGCUGGAGGAGUGCGAGCGUCUGUGCUGCGAGACGGAUGCCUGCGAUGUGUACAUCUUUGAGCGCAAGUCGGGCGGCUAUUGCUACCUUUUCGAGUGCGGUCCGCCCGAGAAUUUCCACUGCAAGUUCACGCGACAUGCGAACUACACGAGCGCCGUGCUGACACCGCAGGUGCGCAGCUCCAUGGAGCUGGCCAGCACGCCCCGUCCCCAGCUGCCGCACAUACCCAGCAACAAUAUCUCGCAGCAGGAGUGGGAGCUGAGCAACCUGAAGCUCAAGCCGGAAGCGCAGCGCGACAAGCCCAGCAUUGCGAUCAUGCCCACAGCGGGCAGCUCUCAGUCAGUGGGCGUGGCGCAGACCGCACUGGCUGCAGCAGCAGCGGCUGCACCUCAAAGCGUGCCCGCCCCUCACUGCGGCCGCUUCCAGUUCAGCUGCCACUCGGGCGAGUGCAUUGCCGUUUACAAUGCCUGCGACGGCAUUCCCCAGUGCGAAGAUGGCAGCGACGAGGGACCGGAAUGCAAUGCUGUUGCCAUAAAGCCCAGUAGCAACAGCAACAGCAACAGCAACAACAAUAUGGAGCAAUAUCAGCCAGUGCCGCCCAUACAACAACAGUUGCAGACAGCACAGCAGCAACAGCAACAACAACAGCAGCACGUUAUAGUGCUUGGUCCCCCACCGCCACCACCACCUCCACCGCCCAUGGUUAACAAUCGAGAGGAUGCCUCCGCCUGGGCUAAUCGCAAGCUAAUUACCGAGACGCAGCAGCAACAACAACAGCAGAAGCCACAAGAGAUUUUGAAUAUGGAUGAACAGCUAAACAGUCACAUAUUCAAUCAUAAAGGCGGCCUCCAACUCCAGCAGCAGCAGCAGCAGCCGUCGACAAAUAGUCAGGGGCAGGUUCAGGGCCAGCCGCCCCCACCUGCACCGCUGGCACCACAGUCGCCACCACAGCUGCAGUUGCCGUCGUAUAAUACUAAUAAUAAUGCAGCGCCCGCUGGUGCCGCUUUGUAUGGCAUGUCGCUGCCACGCUCAGGAAUUUAUCUGCAGCAACAGCAGCAGCAGCAGCAGCCGAUGCCGCAGCAGCAACAGCCUCAGCAAGUUGUUAACUGGCCACAAGUUGUGGCGCCGCCAGCUCAAAUUGCUGUGCAGCAGCCGCAACAGCAGAGCCACGCCUACAUAACCGCUGCAGCAAUACCAGCACCAGCAGCAGCACCAGCUCAGCCAGCGCCAGCGGCAGCACAGUCGCCACAGCAAGCCAUGUUGCCAGUGUUGAAUGCAGCGCCCACUCAUGACAAGAAUCAGGCAGCUGACGAGGAUUACGAUGACUACGAGGAGGAUAAGUCUACAGAGCCGCCCAAGAAGAAGCAGCACAAGCACAAGAAAGCCAAGAGCAAGACGGCCAAGGAUCCCAUCGAGCUGGCGCUGGAGCAGAACAAGCAGCAGCAGCAGCAACAGUUGCCGGCGCCCGUUGGUCCCGUGCACGAGCAAUACAAGCUGAUACACGAGAAUCUGGCGCUGGAAUUCCGAGAUCACGAUGGUCACUCCGAGCGUCCCGGCGGUGCGGUGCUCUCCCUAACCCUGGGCCUGCUCGUCACUGCGGCGCUCUCCAUUCUGAUUGGCUGUCGAAUGCGCACAGUGGGGCGACGAGCACGUCGCAUGGGCGGCAAGACGCCCUACUCCCAGGAGGCUGACUUCCUCGUCAAUGGGAUGUAUCUAUAAAGCGGGGAAUCUGUCGUAGUUUACCACAUCAAUAUACAUACAUAUAAAUAUAUAUACCGAUUUUUGUGCCAGUCUCGUUAGGGUUGGGGGUUUUUGGUCUCAUAUGCGCAGCUUGCCUCAAGCAGUCUGAUGCCAUAUGAUCCAAAGUUAGUUAAUAGAAUUGAAUGUCAAACAUAUUUUAUAUAAACAAUUA
This is a messenger RNA of Drosophila navojoa, 2515 nucleotides long. RefSeq lists its product as uncharacterized. The record is from RefSeq and is a predicted model, not a curated record. NCBI's taxonomy places the organism in Eukaryota, Metazoa, Arthropoda, Insecta, Diptera, Drosophilidae. Gene Ontology annotation, molecular function: protein binding.